This is a messenger RNA of Carassius auratus (goldfish), 2076 nucleotides long. RefSeq names its product melatonin receptor type 1A. Gene Ontology annotation, cellular component: plasma membrane. The record is from RefSeq and is a predicted model, not a curated record. Gene Ontology annotation, biological process: G protein-coupled receptor signaling pathway. The transcript has 2 exons. Lineage: Eukaryota; Metazoa; Chordata; Actinopteri; Cypriniformes; Cyprinidae. Bases 581 to 1615 code for a protein of 344 amino acids. Gene Ontology annotation, molecular function: melatonin receptor activity.
GCGCGCGAGUGCGCUUUCACUGCGCUUGGCAAGCUGGAGGCAUCAGGUGCGCUCACGUGAUCAGAGCAUCCUCAGCAUCAGCAUCCAGCUCACACGAAGACAACACAUCAGAGCACACGCGGAGAGAAAUGGCACAUGUCUCUGGAUCUCCAUCUGCGCUUCACGACUAGCUGAGAACUUCUAAAGUUUGGGAGGUGUUUGUAGCCUAUUUACUUCCCGGCAGUUUUUGCAGUCAGCGUUGUGAAUGAGGGAUACACGGUUAAGAAGUGAAUGAACGAACACGAGUUUUGUAUUUUAUGUCUCAGAUUUAUGAAUGGGCGUCUCGACAAGCAAAGCGUGCUUUGUAAGUUCUCACGAUCUACUGAAGAGACGCUGGAUUACAAACAUCUCUCCGCUGCUUGUCAAGCAGGAUUUUAUGUCUAAGAACGAGUUAGCAAUUUUAUUUGAAACGACAGAUUUUUUCGUUCAUUCACGAUUUAAUAACUGCUUUCAUUUGUAUCAUAUCGACGUCCCUUUAUGGCAGCAGUGGUAAGAGCGCGCAGCUGAAGUGGCGCGCGCUCCGCUCCUGCGCGGUGUCUGGAUGCGCCCGCUGCGCGGUAGAUGCCCGUGGCACGGAGGACCGGACCCCUCUCCGCUGUCCUGUGAUGAUGCAUUGAGGAUGGUGGAGGGAACGGACACCCCUUUGAGGAACAUUUCGACAGGAAACCAAGACAGCAAGUACCUUUCUUUCCCCUGGGUGUUGACUUUACUCUCCAGUGUUCUCAUCACUACGAUUAUAGUAGAUGUUCUGGGCAACCUGUUGGUCAUUGUAUCGGUCUUCAGGAACAGAAAGCUCAGGAAGGCAGGUAAUGCCUUUGUGGUGAGUUUGGCGGUAGCAGAUCUGGUCGUGGCCAUCUACCCCUACCCGCUCGUCCUGACCGCCAUCUUCAAUGACCGCUGGAUCGCUGGUGAUAUUCACUGUCAGAUCAGCGGCUUCCUCAUGGGGCUCAGUGUGAUCGGCUCUAUUUUCAACAUCACAGGCAUCGCCAUCAACCGCUACUGUUACAUCUGCCACAGCCUCAAAUACGACAAGCUCUUCUCCAACAAGAACACCGUAUGCUACGUCAUCCUGGUCUGGGCGCUGACUAUCCUGGCAAUCGUCCCAAACUGGUUUGUGGAGUCUCUGCAGUACGAUCCACGUGUCUACUCGUGCACCUUCGCCCAAUCUGUGAGCUCGCUCUACACCAUCACGGUGGUGGUGGUGCACUUCAUUUUGCCCAUCGGCAUCGUCACGUACUGCUACCUGCGCAUCUGGAUCCUCGUCAUACAGGUGCGCAGACGGGUCAAGCCCGACAGUCGGCCCAAGAUCAAGCCUCAUGACUUCCGGAACUUUCUCACCAUGUUUGUGGUGUUUGUGUUGUUCGCCGUCUGCUGGGCUCCGUUGAACUUCAUAGGCCUGGCGGUGGCGAUCCACCCCAGACUGGGUCAAGCUAUACCCGAGUGGCUCUUCACUGCCAGCUACUUCAUGGCGUACUUCAACAGCUGCCUCAAUGGCGUUAUAUAUGGAGUGCUAAACCACAACUUCCGAAAAGAAUAUAAAAGGAUAAUACUUGCUAUUUUCAAGUUUAACUGUUGAGUUUUCACAAUGAGACAAGCACUGUGUCUUUCAUAAAACUUGUAAGUUAUUCAAAAGUGACUGACUUAUGAGUGCAGCGUAAUGAUGCAUCUUUUUUUGAUUUUAACGAUAUUCUAAAUAUGGACAUAUUUUUGAGUCACUGUAUUUACAUGCUUAAAUUUGCACGGAAUGAUACAUGUUUUAAUUGUGCUCCUCGUUACAUGAUCAUCUACACAAUAUGUUCUUAUUUACAAAUUUAAUUGGCAUCUGAAUGUAGAAGUCCAUUAGACGAAUCAAAACAUUUUUUAUUGAAUUAAGAUCAGUGUACUUGAUAUAUGUUUUUACAGUCAGAUGCCUAAAAAUGUAGAUAAACCUUAUACAAAUAUAUUUUCCGAAAUGCAACUCUUUUUACACGUUUAUUUUUAACAUUAUUGUACGGAUCACAGAGUCUCACUUUUCUCAGAUAUUUAGGAGAAAGAUCU